AUAUAUACACAUUUACACACACAAACACACACACAAACACCUCGCCCAAAUCUCAUCACCCAAAAAAACCCUAUAUAUAAAUCUCCAUUCUUGUUCAUCAAUCGAUUUAUAUAUGCGGCAACGCAACACAUCUGUGUAUAUAAAUCGAUCUAAAUUAAUUUAAUUUUGUUCGAUCUGAGAAUUGGUGGUUAUAUGAAUUGAAUUAAACAUUUUUGUAGUGGAUUCUAUUUCAUUUACGUGUUUUUCUUGUGUUUAUGUGGUUGAAUUGUAAUGGGAGGAUUGGUUAAUCAAUUUAAAUCAGUUUAAAAGAUGCCAGGAUUACCGCAGAGAAAUGAUAACGCUGAAUUCACCGAUUUUACCAUGUCGUGUUCGGAUGGAUCGGUUAAUGGCUUCUGGUCCAAGCAUCGCGGCGAUGUUAGCUACAAUCAGCUCCAGAAGUUCUGGAGUGAGCUGUUGCCACAAGCUCGUCAAGAGCUCUUGAGAAUUGAUAAGCAAACCCUUUUUGAGCAAGCUCGUAAGAAUAUGUACUGUUCUAGAUGUAAUGGGUUGCUGCUCGAAGGUUUUUUGCAGAUUGUCAUGUAUGGGAAGGCUUUACUACAUGAUGGAACUCUUGGUCCUCUUCCUUGUAACAGAGUGGGGCCCUUGAAAAACAGAAGCGAUAGUGAUAUGUGGAUUGCCAAUGGUGGUCAUAAUGCUUUGCAAGAUCCAUCUGUCCAUCCCUGGGGAGGUCUGACUACUACUAAAGAUGGCACACUCACUCUUUUGGAUUGCUAUUUGUAUUCCAAAUCUCUUAAAGGGCUCCAAAUUGUCUUUGACAGUGCUCGAGCACGAGAAAGGGAAAGGGAGCUACUUUAUCCAGAUGCUUGUGGUGGUGGAGGCCGAGGAUGGAUAAGUCAAGGGAUGACAGGUUACGGCAGAGGACAUGGGACCAGGGAAACGUGUGCACUGCAUACUGCCAGACUUUCUGUUGACACAUUGGUUGAUUUUUGGUCAGCUCUAGGAGAGGAAACUCGACAAUCUCUGCUAAGAAUGAAAGAAGAAGAUUUUAUUGAACGUUUGAUGUACAGGUUCGACAGCAAGAGAUUUUGUAGAGAUUGCAGAAGGAAUGUUAUUCGAGAGUUUAAAGAAUUAAAGGAACUGAAGCGCAUUCGAAGGGAACCUCGCUGCACCAGUUGGUUUUGUGCAUCAGAUACAAGCUUCCAGUAUGAGGUAACUCAUGAUACAGUCCAGGCUGAUUGGCAUCAAACCUUCCUGGACACAUUCGGAACAUACCAUCACUUUGAAUGGGCACUUGGAAGCGGAGAAGGAAAAUCUGACAUUUUUGGGUUUGAAAAUGUUGGCCUGAGGGGAAAGGCACGGAUUAGCAGUCUAAAUCUUGGAGGUUUAAAUGCAUGCUAUAUCACCCUAAGGGCAUGGAAAAAGGAUGGACGCUGCACUGAACUUUCUGUGAAAGCUCAUGCUAUGAAGGGGAAACAAUGUGUUCAUUGCAGGCUUGUGGUUGGUGAUGGUUUUGUCACUAUUACCAGAGGAGAAAGCAUUAGAAGGUUUUUUGAACAUGCCGAAGAAGCAGAAGAAGAAGAGGAUGAUGAAACCAUGGAUAAGGAUGGAAAUGACAUAGAUGGAGAAUGCUCCCGUCCCCAAAAACAUGCGAAGAGUCCUGAACUUGCACGGGAAUUUCUUCUAGAUGCCGCAACUGUUAUUUUUAAGGAACAGGUUGAAAAGGCUUUUAGAGAAGGAACCGCACGUCAAAAUGCACACAGCAUUUUUGUAUCUCUUGCACUGAAAUUGCUGGAAGAACGGGUUCAUGUUGCCUGCAAGGAAAUCAUCACAUUGGCCAAACAGACAAAACUUCUUGAAGAAGAGGAGAAGGAAAAGCGUCAAGAAGAAGAGCGUAAGGAAAAGAGGAGAAUGAAAGAAAGGGAAAAAAAGCUUCGAAGAAAAGAGAGAUUAAGGGAGAAGGAAAAGGACAAAGAUAAGAAAUUGUGUGAAAAUGACCAGCAUGUAGCUUUUGACGUAAGAAUUGAGGAAUUAGCGCCUAAUGUUGAGGAGGGGUCUAAUCUCAUUAGCAGGGAGGAUGUAAUAAACUGUGAGAUAGGUGAUGUCAUUUCAUCGAGACCCACGUCACCAGAUAUUCAAGAUGAGCAGGUUUUAAAUGGCUAUUAUCUUUCAAGCAUGCAGGACAACUCUGGUGGCUUUCCUGAUGGUGGGUUUAGUGACGAGUUUGGUUCAUUUGAAGGUCAAAACGAUAUUGAAGUAGAGUCAAAAUCUUCUGACCGAAGGAGCUGUUCAACUGUUCCGGAAAAUGGGGGAAGGGAUUGCAAAUUGGAGCAAAAUUACCAGGGGGAUCGUUUUGAAACUUCAAGGACUAUGGGACUUGGUAAGCUAUCUAGGUGUAAUCCUGCAAAAUCAAACCCUAGGACCCCUGGGUCCAAGUUUGCUGAGAGGUCGCAUAGUUCCAACAGAGUAUGCGAGAGAUAUGGUUAUAAUACUUGUAGCUGCUACCAACAAAAUGAUUACAGAACAAAGGUAGAGUCACAUUGUGCUGCACGUAUGUGUCGGGAAGGUAAAUCUGUUUGCAAGUCGGAAUCAGCUUCGGAUGUUUCAAAGCCGUAUUUUCGUGGAAUAAGGUAUAAUCAAGUAGAUUACAUGCGAGAUGGUGUUGGCCGACCUAAAACCAAAUUUGUUACAGGGAAAAAUUCUUAUACAAGAGAUUCACCUCAAACUAAGCAAGUUUGGGAACCUAUGGAAUCACAGAAGAAGUAUGUUCGAAGCACAUCAGAUUCUGAUGUUACAAUGAGAUCUUGCACUUUUGGCGCUGAUGCAACGGAACUUGAUAAAUCUUUUGAAUCGUCUGAUGGUAUUAGCUGCAAUGAAACUGGUGGGAAUACUGUUUUAAACAAGAAUGAGGACAACAAAAAAACCUGUAAGGGCGGAUUUCAUUUUGAAGAAAAAACCACUCUGUACUACAAGGAGGUCACCAAUGUUGAAGCUGAUGUGUGCCCUAUGACAUCCUCUUCUUUAACUGGCACAUCUAACUCUGACAGUUGCUCAUCAUGUCUUAGUGAGGGAGACAGCAAUGGAUCAUCUUUGAACCCCCCAAAUCCAGAAUCCUCUUCUGCAUCGGAUUCUGAUGAUGGCAACCAAUCGAAAGAUAGAGAACCUUUACGAAGCCUUCAAACUGAUUUUCAUGAACGUCUUGAUAUUGGGAUCGGAAAAAAGCAAAGUGCAGAUGGUGGUGAGCAUUUUAAAAUCAAAGCUUCAGACAACGGAGUACACAAGGAUCAAGGGAGUUUUUCAGCAAAAGUUGCGCAAGAGUACCCCAAUAGUAUGCCAAAUGUUAGUAAUAUGAAUCUUCGACCUCAAAGUGUGCUUCCCUCAGUAAAUUCCCAAAGCAUGCCUUAUCCUCUGUUUCAACCUCCUUCGAUGGGAUUUUAUCAUCAAAGUCCAGUUUCUUGGUCAUCACCUUCAGGUUUGGUGUCUUUACCCCACCCAAACCACUAUGUACUUACUAGCCCGUUCGGAUUUGGUAUAAAUGGGAACUCCCAUUUUGUUCCAUACAGUAGCCUGCCGCAUAUGGCUCCUCCUACACUUAACGCUGCCAAUGUGCCAGUCUACAAGCCGGUUCAACAGGUGAAUGUCAUGAAUUCCAUGGAACAUGUCAACAAACUAGACUUUGAUGGGGUCAAAGGAGAUGAUCAUGAAAUGAACAUUCAAAGGGUUUCCAAAACAGAAGAAGACAAGUCAAGUAAGAUAUCUGGAAAAGCAGAAUGCGGAAAUGCAGGAUUCUCACUUUUUCAUUUUGGUGAUCCAGUUGCCCUUGCUAAUGGUUAUAAAUCUCCUCCUUUCCCACCAAAGACAACUGUUGGAGAUGAUCCUUCCAAUAAAUCAUCAGAUCAUACUGUUGGUGAUCACUACUGCAACAAGGAAGAUGUUGGAGAAUACAAUUUGUUUGACGGCAGUAAUGGAAUAAGGUUCUCCAUCUUCUGAAUUCGAGUUGGCGCAGGUUUCAGGAGGCUUAAUUACCAGUCCCUAUAGCUGAAGUUUGUUUUAUUUUUUUCUUUUUCCCAUUUUUUUUGCUAGACAGAAGUUUGAUCUUUACAUGGCACACAAAUAAUCUUUCCCCAAAAGAACAAAGCAAUUAUCUGUGCUUUAGUUUUGUUUGACUUUUUUUAAUUGUUUUUCUUCAUUUUUAUAUAGAAAGAGAUUGAGACAAGUUUCAUGGUA
Daucus carota subsp. sativus is the source of this 4224-nucleotide messenger RNA. RefSeq lists its product as uncharacterized. The record is from RefSeq and is a predicted model, not a curated record. NCBI's taxonomy places the organism in Eukaryota, Viridiplantae, Streptophyta, Magnoliopsida, Apiales, Apiaceae. The transcript is spliced from 8 exons. Bases 310 to 3987 code for a protein of 1225 amino acids.